UCCCCCUAGCUAGCUAACCUCUUCCUCAUGUCACUCAUCACCAAAACCAACUCUCCUACAUAUAUAGUACAAUAAUAAAAUGAAGUCUUUUCAACGUUGUGUAUGUGUUUUCCUUUCCUUGUCGUCGUUCCUCCCCUUCAUAGCCUUUUCAUCAACUCCCCCUUUUCCGGCGAUAACCGGCAUCGACGGAAAGGAGCUCAAGGUCGGCGAGCCUUACUAUGUGUUCUCCACUAUCUUCCCCAAAAUAGACGGAUUAUGCCUGGUGGACUCUGUGAUGGGACCCAAUGAAAUCGUCCAAUGCCCCUUGCUCUACAAUACCGACCACCGUGGCCUGCUCGUCACCUUCUCCGCCGCCAACCAGACGGCGGAGGACACCGUCGUCCGAGAGAGCAUUCCGUACCGCAUCCAGUUCUCCGACGCCGGAAAUGGUAGUAACGGAAACUUCUGGCACAUCAAGAAUCGCGGAAACCCUUGGGUGGAUUACGUGGAAAUAGGCCCCGAAACUGUCGCCGUGGAAUUUGUGAUGAAGAAAGUGUUUCUGGGCUACAAGAUUCUUUAUUGCGUAAUUAUUCCAAUUCCGACGUUUCCCAUAUGCUACAGCUUUGGAUUCAUAGAGGAAUUUGGACUUAAUCGCUUGGGUUUCGGCGUGGGUGUGAAUCCAGUUCUAUUUUUCUUCGCCAAUGUCACUACUAAUUCCACCACUUCCAUCCACAACCUGCCUGCACCUAUCUUUUAGCAAUAUAUAUAUAUAUAUGUACGUGGCAUGCAUCCGUUAAUUUUAGAU
Ipomoea nil (Japanese morning glory) is the source of this 784-nucleotide messenger RNA. RefSeq lists its product as uncharacterized. Bases 80 to 736 code for a protein of 218 amino acids. Lineage: Eukaryota; Viridiplantae; Streptophyta; Magnoliopsida; Solanales; Convolvulaceae. The record is from RefSeq and is a predicted model, not a curated record. The transcript is spliced from 2 exons. Gene Ontology annotation, molecular function: endopeptidase inhibitor activity.